AUGCACUCUAGUAUAGCACAGCCGACGGAGAAUGUGGACCCCAGCAAUCCGCCAAAAACAGAUUAUGACCGCCGCCGCGAACAAGUGCGAAGGGCACAAAAGAAACACCGCGAACAGAGGGAUCACCGACUUCGUAGCCUUGAAGAUGAGCUGCAUCGGUUGUAUAGCCUGACCUCUUUGGCAGAUGAAUUAAAUGAGCUUGAGUUUGAGAAUGGCGUUCUGCGGGAGAUCGCUUUGCGUUGUUCAAUCCCACUACCGCAGAACUUCCAGCUGAGAAGUGCCCCGCUGGCGGAGGUUACUAUAUUUGGGAAUCAUGGGCAUCAUCAACAUCUUUCAGUCACGAUUCCAAAUUCGGCGACGCACAUGGUGCAAGAUGCUCACCGUCAUCACCAUAACUCGGAACUCAGCGAUGAGCAAAUAAAUAACCCAUCGGAAAGUGGGAGUGCGAAAUAUCUAAAUUUAACUCAAAUGGGCAUAGAUUUCGUUCUAUCUUUGGAACGACCAUGUCUCUUUCACACCCGGGCUCCAGACUCGGAUGAGCCAUCCGGACAUGCAAUGUCCAUGCAGGGAAUGAUUUUAGUGGGGGCCCCUAUGGAACUCGAAGAUAAAACAUCAUGGGAGGUCCCUGCCCAGCAAUUGGAUAAGCUGUUCGAAUUAUCUGGUCAUCUUGGACUGGAUGGAUAUGUCACACCCGUGCAAGCGUGGAAUCGAUUAAUGAAAUAUUUUGAUCUUGCGUCCAUAGAUCUCGAAACAUUGGAGAUGUUGCGAUCGGCUAUGAUUCCUCAUAUUAAGUGUUAUGGGUUUGGUGCGAUUAUGGAGGAAGAGGUGUUUGAGGAAUGGAACGGAUUAUUCAACUUUUGCCAGGAGUGA
Penicillium waksmanii is the source of this 870-nucleotide messenger RNA. RefSeq names its product bZIP transcription factor. Gene Ontology annotation, molecular function: transcription cis-regulatory region binding; DNA-binding transcription activator activity, RNA polymerase II-specific. Bases 1 to 870 code for a protein of 289 amino acids. NCBI's taxonomy places the organism in Eukaryota, Fungi, Ascomycota, Eurotiomycetes, Eurotiales, Aspergillaceae. The transcript has 5 exons. Gene Ontology annotation, cellular component: RNA polymerase II transcription regulator complex. The record is from RefSeq and is a predicted model, not a curated record.